Triticum turgidum subsp. durum (durum wheat) is the source of this 603-nucleotide messenger RNA. Lineage: Eukaryota; Viridiplantae; Streptophyta; Magnoliopsida; Poales; Poaceae. The record is from the annotation of a GenBank genome assembly.
AUGUUUGAGCUGAAGAUGGUGAAGGGAAGCACCUUACAGGGUGUCCUGGAGGCGAUCCUCGACCUGGUCAAUGUGGCCAACAUCGACUGCUCCAGCGAGGGCUUCUCGCUCCAGGCCCUGGACACCGAACACGUCGUCUUCCUCUCGCUCUUCUUCCCCUCCGAGGUCUUCCGGUCCUACCGCUGCGACGAAGACUGCUCCAUGGGCAUCGCAAUCGCCGACAUGGUCGAUUUGCUCCGCGCCUCCAACGAUGGUGACAUCAUCACCAUCAAGGUCACCGACCAAAACUUCGAAGACAUUACCCUAACAUUCGAGUCGCCCGACGAGGCUAAAACUACGGAUAUGGAUUUGCAGCUUGUGUAUGUGGACGCCCCAAGCCAUCGCCUCAAAAUCUCGGAAUGGCACGAUAUGGAGUCGGAGUACCAGGCCAUUUUCUGCAUGCCCUCUGCGCAGUUUAUGUUGAACUGCAAGUCCCUCAGCGUCAUCGGCGACGAUGCUGUAGUUGUCAUCAGGGUGAAUGAGGAGGUCAUCAGCUUCUCUACUAAAGGAAAACGUCGCAUGUUACCCUUACACAUGCGCGAGGGCCAGUUUCAUUGGCCUUGA